Molecule: messenger RNA, 4086 nt
Organism: Dreissena polymorpha
Lineage: Eukaryota; Metazoa; Mollusca; Bivalvia; Myida; Dreissenidae
Product: small G protein signaling modulator 3 homolog
Exons: 20
Coding region: 83-2491 (802 amino acids)
Molecular function (GO): protein binding
Source: RefSeq, a predicted model, not a curated record
CAUCCGCAGCCAGACUCCCACACAUUCAUUAUAACGAAACACAGAAAAUGGAUGUAUAAAUUAGAUAUAACAUCUUGUUAAUAUGGAACUUGCGAAAACAGUAUUCGGCGUUCGAUCGACUGAUGGUUAUAGUGACAGAGUUACUAAAGUUGAAACUCUCUCUGAAGACGAAGAUGAAGGUAACGACUACACAGAAUCUAUUAGUGUGUCCAGCGCACAACCAUUCAUGGGCGGACAAGGGGAUUUCAACCCCACCCCUGGGGGUCCAUUUUCUGCAUUGACACCUUCUAUGUGGCCACAGGACAUUAUGCUGAAAUUAAAUAAUCCGCCAGAAGACAGUAAUGGUCAGCUGGACUAUCGCUAUGACGAGUUUGGUUUCAAAGUGGAGGAGGAAGAUGGCCCCGAAGAGAAUUCCAGCAAGCUGUUGAGCACGCCGUUCAUGGAGGAACCUCAGCAUCGCCUGAAAUGGGUCGCCUACCUAGAGUUCACACACAAUGAGGAGGUGGAGGAUCUCACCUGGGACAAGGUUGACAGUCGUUUCCAGCGCACAGAGAAACUACGUCAGAUGGUGCGGGCGGGUAUUCCCCACUCACUGCGCCCACAUCUCUGGGUGAGACUCUCGGGCGCUCUUGACAAGAAGAAGAAAUCUGACCUGACCUACAAGGACAUUGUUAAGGCCAGCUCCAAUGACCAUCUCAUGACCUCCAAACAGAUUGAGAAGGACCUGUUGCGUACCAUGCCAAGCAAUGCGUGCUACUGCAACAUCCACAGUACAGGGAUCCCCCGACUGAGACGUAUCCUGCGCGGACUGGCCUGGCUCUACCCUGACAUCGGCUACUGCCAGGGAACAGGGGUGAUUGCUGCCAGCCUUCUGUUAUUUAUGGAAGAAGAGGACACAUUCUGGAUGAUGUGUGCAAUCAUAGAGGACCUACUUCCUGCCUCUUACUACUCCAGCACUUUACUGGGCAUACAGGCUGACCAGCGUGUUCUCAGGCAGUUGAUUGUGAGUUAUCUGCCCGACACAGACCUCGUCUUAAAGCAGCAUGACAUCGAGCUAUCCCUUAUCAGCCUGCACUGGUUCCUGACCCUGUUUGCGAGUGUUGUCCACAUGAAGGUUCUGCUACGUCUCUGGGAUCUCUUUUUCUAUGAGGGAUCCACCGUCCUCUUCCAGUGCACUAUGGGCAUGCUGAAAAUGAAGGAGACAGAGUUGAAGACGUAUGACAACUCGGCCCAGAUCUUUAACGCUCUGUCAGAUGUGCCUGGAGAUGUUCAGGACGUGGAUGAACUCAUAGAGCUGUCAUAUCGUGUGUGUGGUUCAUUGACGGACAUCGUGGUGGACACUCACCGGCGCAAGCACCUGGCCUACAUUAUGGCUGACCAGGGCGCCAUUGUGAAUCCAGAGUCUGCUAAGAACCUCCCAAAACAGCAACUGAAUCGUCGCCACCUGCGUCGGUCCAAGUCUCUGAUGUCGAUGUUGUUGUGGGGAGACACUGAUGAUGAUGAGUUUGGGAAGGCCAAGAACAUACGACAGACCGAGCUACUGGUAGACCUGAGGGAGGCCAUACUACAAGUGGCUCGACACUUCCAGUCCCUAGACCCUAAAAACACCAAAAUAAAUCUUUCGGCGGACUAUUCCAUGGAGAGUCAUGCCCGCGACCUGGAGAACUACGUCAAUGUGGCACGCAAUCGACGCAGACGUGCCAAGGCCCUACUUGACUUUGAACGCCAUGACGAUGAUGAACUGGGCUUCAGAAAGAAUGAUGUGAUUACAAUCAUCUCCAUGAAAGAUGAACACUGUUGGGUGGGAGAGCUGAAUGGUCUGCGAGGAUGGUUCCCGGCCAAGUUUGUGGAGCUCCUCGAUGAACGCAGCAAGAGCUACUCCCUUGCUGGCGAUGAUGGUGUGUCCGAGGCAAUAACUGACCUCGUAAGGGGCACGUUGUGUCCGGCCAUGAAGGCUGUGUUUGAACACGGAUUGAAGAGACAUUCCCUGCUUGGCAGUAUCUGUCACCCAUGGCUGUUCAUCGAAGAGGCGGCCAGUCAUGAGGUGGAGAAGGAUUUCCAGUCUGUCUACUCCAGACUGGUCCUCUGUAAAACAUUCCGACUUGAUGAAGAUGGUAAGGUGCUGACACCGGAGGAAAUCCUGUACAGGGCAGUUCAAGCUGUGAACAUCUCUCAUGAUGCAGUGCAUGCCCAGAUGGACGUGAAGCUGAGGUCUCUCAUGUGCUGUGGACUCAAUGAGCAGGUGCUUCACCUGUGGUUGGAGACGCUGUGCUCGUGUACAGACGUGGUGGAGAAGUGGUAUCACCCCUGGUCCUUUAUGAGGAGUCCUGGUUGGGUACAGAUCAAGUGUGAACUCAGGGCGCUGGCUGCGUUCGGGUUCAAUAUGGACUACACAUACGAGCUACCAAAGAAGAAGAACCCCGCGCGAGCUAUCACAGACUCUGUCAAGGACAUUCUUAUAACCCACCAUCUGUUUUCCUGGGAAAUGUGAAACGUGUUUUCUUGGGAAUUAUUAAACAUGUUUUUCUUGGAAAUGUGAAACUGCAAACAUCACUUCACAUCUUGCAAGUCCCACAACUUGAGAUCAUCUUAUUUUGUUAUUCUUUGUUUUAAAGUUUGAAAAUAUGAAUGUUUAGUGAUUUCCUCCAUUUUGUUUUCCCAGAUUUAGACUAAUAUUUAUUGGUAGCAAAUUGGUGUAUUUGGUAACAAAAUGUGCAAGUUUAAAUCAUGAAACAGAAUAAAAGUUGCCUUCUUAUUACUUAAAAGGUGUAAACAUUAAUAUAAAGAAUUGUCACUGAAUAAGUAUUUUUUUGCUUAAAUCAGAAAUCCCCUUAUUUGCCAAAAAAGUUCCUGGGAACAAAAAUAAAUUGUUCUACAGUAUUUUUCUUAUUUCAUGUCUAUUAAUGUAUAAUAAUGUGUUGUAAAUGUUGUAUAUCCAACAGGAUAAAAUAAGAAGUCCAAAUAGAAUAUACUCACAAAUAAUUGUUUGCUUUUUUAAGUAUAAAUGCCAAACUUAAAAAAACUCAUGUUCUAUUUACAUACCAAAUAUAUAAUGCAAUGUGUUAGUAACAAUUUGUUCUACGCAACUUUUGUUAUAUAUUUAUUGCAUGAAAUUCAAGAAUAGUUUGAAAGCUAAAUAAGUUUUAUGAAGUUGAUAACAUAAUUUUUUUCCGACUUAAAUGCAUAUUGCCCCAGUUAAAGUUGUUGUAACCUCAAGUUUGGAUCUAUGACAAGUUUGUUCCAUCCUUUCCAGGUUUGGUCAGGCCCAGUGACUCUGCAAACCAAAGUUGAAUUAAUGAAUCUCAGUGAUGUGUCUCUUAUAUUUGUGCAUGCCUUCAUUCUGGGAAAAUGGGGCUUAAUGCUUCUACUUAACGUGUCUUCCCUGAUUAGCCUGUUCAAUCCGCACAGGCCAUCAUGGAACAACAAGUUUUGCCUAUAGUGGAUUUUGUGAAGAGGGCAUCUUUUAAACAAAAAAAACAUACAAGGGGACAUUUUUGGUCCUGGUUAGCCUGUGCAGACUGCAUAGCCUUAUUUGGGACGAUACUUUACGCACAUGCAUUAAGCCCAGUUCUCCCAAUACUCCAUUCAAUUGUGCAUGCCUUCCAGACCAGUUGCAUUCAUUUUGUUUCACUAUUUGUAUUCUUGCUGCUUUUAUUGAUAGCUUUCUACAUGUUUACUAUUUAAACGAAUCUUUGCUCCCUUACUUUCCAUUUAUUGUGCAAUAUUUGUUUUAUUUUGCAUUUAUUUUUGUUGUUUAGAUUUAUUUGCAGCAGCAACUUAUAUUUAUAUUAGUUGAAAAUAUUUUAUUUCUUAGAAUUCCAAUUUACAUUUUUUGUUGUUAACAAUUUAUUUGCAACAGCAACUUAUAAUCAUAGCGGUUGCCUAUAUUUUAUUGUUGUAAUUCCAAUUUACAUUUUAUGUUAUUUUCUGUCAUUAAUUGUAUAAAAAAGGAACUGUUUUAGCAGUAAUGUAGUUUGCAUUUACAUAUAAUACCGUAGUUGUUACGUAGUUAUAGAGGUGCUGGGUGGGGUAUAUUUAACUGAUAGUUGAAUAUUUUACAUUUACUUGAAGCAUUUGUUACUGUAU